AUGGCUUCUUCACCAGAAGUAGAGUCUGGUCCGGGCGUGACUGGCGAUAUGGAAAAGGUCAGCCACUCGUUCAAGGAGGACUCGUCCUUUGUUCUCUCUGAGGAACAAGCGCUUGCGAAAGCCAGGAGCAGCCCAAAUGAGGCGUUUCCUAUCCUCAUCACUUACGCAUUCGAUGAUCAUGACAAUCCUCGACACUGGCCGAAAUGGCGCAAAUGGUAUAUCAGUAUCUUCGUCAGUAUGCUGAAUGUUUUCACAACAUGGUGUGCUGGUGGAAUCUCAUCAGGCGCAACAGGCAUUCAAAAUGAAUUUGGUGUCUCCUCCGAAAUUACUACACUAGCUUUAUCCCUCUACGUGCUGGGUUAUGCCAUCGGCCCUGUUCUCUUAGCGCCUCUCUCAGAAUACUUCGGUCGCCAACCCGUUUACGUCGUAUCCUGGUUCAUCCUGUUCCUGUUUCAACUCCCAUUAGCACUCGCCCCUAACAUUGGAACCAUCCUGGUCUGUCGCUUCAUUGCAGGCUGCGCUGGAGGCGCACCAUUGACAAACACGGGCGGCAGUAUCAGCGAUUUGUGGGAGCGGAACGAGAGUGGUGGUCCGAUGGCCGUCUACGGACUCAGCAGUACAUUCGGACCUCCAAUGGCACUCGUCAUCUCCGGCUACAUUGGGCUCAAUCUGGGAUGGCGAUGGAUAUUCUGGAUCCUCAUGGCAAUCUCUGGUGGUGUUUGGCUUGUGCUAGUUUCGACAAUUCCCGAAACUCGCCACUCUGCUAUUUUGCAGAAGAAGGUUCGUCGCGUAUGCAAGCAGAUGAGAAAAGAGAACCUGCGAUCUGCAGAAUCUACAACCGACAUUCAUGCCAGUGACCGCAAGGGGCUGCGCGAACUAUUUGGAAUUACCCUUACCCGCCCAUUCCGGUUCUUGUUUUCCGAACCUAUCACCCUUUUCUCGGCGAUUUACAAUGGUUUCUUGUACGGCCUUGUCUACUUAUUCAACGAGGCUAUCCCCUUGGUAUUUGGAGCCCCUGACGGGCACCCCUUCAACACUGGGCAACAGGGACUGGCUUUCCUAGGCAUGGCCAUCGGCCCUAUCAUCGCCUUUUGCUUCUACCCCCUCCAGGAGAGGUACUACCUUCGGCGUGUUGCAGAAAAUAACGGCAAGGGUGUCCCCGAGGCGCGUAUGUGGAUGGCUCGCGGUGGUGCUAUCUUGAUUCCGAUCAGUUUAUUCUGGUUCGGAUGGACUAGCUAUAAAUCCGUUCAUUGGAUUGUGCCCAUCAUUGCCUCUUCCUUUUUCGGCGCUGGUAUUUAUAUCGUGAUUCUCAGUAUUCUCAACUAUGUGGUGGAUAGCUACCAAACCUAUUCAGCCUCGGCCCUUGCAGGUGUGAUUUUGAUUCGCAAUAUUGUCGGAGCGGGUUUCCCCUUGUUUGCGACCCAGAUGUAUGAAAAACUUGACUACGAGUGGGCUUCAAGUUUGCUGGGAUUCAUUUCCAUUCUGUUGGUGCCAAUCCCCUUCAUUUUCUUCUACAAGGGUGAAGCCAUUCGUCUCCGCAGUCCUUGGGCUAGAGAGCACUUCGACCAGAACGAGGACAACCCUCACUGA
Molecule: messenger RNA, 1590 nt
Organism: Penicillium angulare
Lineage: Eukaryota; Fungi; Ascomycota; Eurotiomycetes; Eurotiales; Aspergillaceae
Product: MFS transporter
Exons: 2
Coding region: 1-1590 (529 amino acids)
Biological process (GO): transmembrane transport
Molecular function (GO): transmembrane transporter activity
Source: RefSeq, a predicted model, not a curated record